Messenger RNA from Suillus clintonianus, 1185 nucleotides. RefSeq lists its product as uncharacterized. The transcript has a single exon. The record is from RefSeq and is a predicted model, not a curated record. Lineage: Eukaryota; Fungi; Basidiomycota; Agaricomycetes; Boletales; Suillaceae. The coding region runs from base 1 to 1185 and encodes 394 amino acids.
AUGUCCAAUCCGCAUAACACUCCUGACGAGGCAGCGACAGAACUCUCACGACUCUCUCUCCAUGGUAUACAUGAGACGGCAGUCAUACGUCCAGACGGACGUGUCCGUAUCCCACGUCCUCCUCGCAAAGACACCAGUAUCACACCCUCCCAUCACCGUCCCCAUGUUCUCGCAAGCGAGCAUGUCCUUCUCUGGACGACUCCACACGGGUUAAACUUCCAAAACGACCUCAUCCUCCGUUUUCCCGAUUCCGUCGUCCUCAAGAUCUUUCUAGUCAUGAUCCAAUCCCUAGACGAGGACACGCGCAGCAAUUAUGGUGCUGGCCUCCUCUGCUUCACUCAAUUUUGCGACCAACAUCGCGUCCCAGAAUCAGAAUGUAUGCCUGCCUCCUCCGACCUUCUUGUGGCUUUCCUUGCCAAUGCAGCGGGCACUAUCUCCAGCAGUGCAGCCAACACGUGGAUGGCAGGUCUUCACUACUGGCACUCCAUCAAUGGUGCAGACUGGCACGGGGCAGACUCAGACGUUCUUCGUCACAUCCGUCGAGGUCUCUCCAAGCUCACUCCCCCCAGUUCCAAGUGUACCAAGUGUCCGCCCGUCACACUGGCAGCCCUCACACAAUUGGCGAGGGGGCUUGAUCUCAGCAACUCCUUGGACAUCGCAGUAUUCGCAACUGCCGCCGUAGCCUUUUGGGCAUGCUGUCGGUACGUAUCUCCUUCUCCCCCCACUCCCCACCUAAGGUCUUUCCACAGCCUUGGUGAACUUGUCAUCCCAGGUCCCAACGCCUUUGAUUCUGUCAAGCAUGUCACUCGUUCCAUUUUACCUAUCGCAGUGCACGAAUCCAACAACGUACGUUAUACUACACUCCGCAUCCCCUGGUCUAAGACCACAGGUAUUGAAGGCGCCUCCAUCAGCAUUACAGGACGCAACCAUCUCACAUGUCCUCUCAAUGCUCUCGUGCACCAUCUGCAAAGCAACCUCGACAUCCCGUCGCACGCCCCGUUAUUUUCAUUUGAAACGGCCAUGGGCCCCUGGUCCCCUCUCACCAAGCCAUGGUUUCUCAAGUGUUGCAACGAAGUGUGGGUCACUGUGGGACAUCCCAGUAUGCCCGGUCAUGCCUUCUGCAUCGGAGGCACCACAGAGCUGCUAUUAGAAGGUAUCCCACCUGACAUGGUCGCCAUGCAGUGA